AUGCCAUGGGACGACCUGGCAGCAGAGAAGGUCGCCUGCUUCAGCCACCGCCAGAUGGGGCGGAAGGCACCAGUCCUUCCCACGCACACCGUGCAAGAUUGGUUGAACGGAGACUCCGUUGAAGCUCUUCAGAUGGAGGAUGGUGUCUUGGAGCAUGGAUUCGUCACGGCCAUCAUCGUCUGUGUACGUUCGCGCUUGGUGCAGCAUGCAGGCACCGAGCAAAUGAACGUUUUGGUUGAAGAACAAGCAUGCUUCCCCAAUGGUAAACUGAGCUUCGCUUCAGCUGUUCUCAACAUGAUCGAUGCUUUCGACGAGGCACUAAGUGCACAGAUGACGCCAGAUGCAAAGCAAGUCUUCACGACGCAGUUUUCAACAACAGGCAGCAGUGAUCGGAUCGCUACAGGCAUCGCCCUCAUGGGUAAAAGUUCUUCGAGUUCCAUUGGGGCCCUACGUGCUGCUUUCCAUCUGUGA
Molecule: messenger RNA, 471 nt
Organism: Symbiodinium natans
Lineage: Eukaryota; Dinophyceae; Suessiales; Symbiodiniaceae
Source: the annotation of a GenBank genome assembly